AGCGACUUCAGGUCCUGGAGAAUCCUGGAAUCAGCCUGACAAUUAUUUUUUUGUUACAUGAUGCAUUUUUUAAGCAAUUCUCUAAAAAAACAAAACAAAAACAAAAAAAACACUUUGUUUUUGAUAAUUAAGGCAAAAUUUUCAAAUUGAAAAUAAAUGUAGACUUGGUUUUGAGAUAAAUAAAUAAAAUAAUGGAAAAAAAAGAAAGAAAUAAUAAGGCAGAAAAACAUAAAUGUGUCCAAAAUAAACUCUUCUACAAUCUCUAGAUUUAAACAAUAAAAUAAAUUUACUUAUUUAAAUAAAAAAUAUCCCAAAAUAAACACUGUUAAGUUUCAUCGUUUCAACUGGAUUAUAGGCGAGUUUCAUUGUUGACAAAAGCGUGCGUUUCAUGUUGGGAAUUAUUUUGGUCGGCAGCAAUAAACACUAAUUGAACAUGACGGACGGAGCGAGAAAACACGUAAAGGGUAUUGAUCCUGGUUAUUUCUCCACUCUAACGGCAGACGACCCAAGACCAUUUGACCAGAGAUGGACGACAAAUCACCCUUUUCAACCCCGACAGAGUCUGGACCAAACCAAACUUCUGGUCAGAAUCUCCAACUCCCUGGACAAAUAUUCACUUGGGCGACAUCCACAAUGACUUGGUGGAAACUCCUGGGCCAUUCACAGCAGAAAAGAUGAAAACCUCCAAGAGUCUGGAUGUGUUGUUGAACUUGUUGAGUCCACGGUUUGUUAGGAUCUUCUACGUUUGCUCUGCGGAUGUUUGAAAGUCGUUUAAUUCACCGUUAGUGGUUCUUUUCACUCGGAAUAUGAAAAAGACAUUUUCCUUCUUCCGUGUUUCUAUUUGUGCGUCUGAUAAUGCAGCAGGAAUUUACCAUUAUCAGGGAGAAAUACACGAGGUUACACACUGUGUUAUCGUGUUUCUUGCCUCCAACCAAAAUGAUGUCAGCUGAAACUCACCUAUAUGAGUCUGGAAAUCGUUUGACACAAAUCGAAAUCACGAUUAAAAAUUCGAUUAAAGACGCAGACUUAAUCCUGAGUCUGAAGAUGCUCGACGCACGUCCACAGAUGAACGUGUGAGGUGAUGGGACGUGUUGAACUGAGCUCCUGGUCUGAGAAGAACGAACCUCGACUCCUGGUGCACGAUCUGAGUCCUGACUCGACCUGAGCAUGAAUCACCAUCACCUUAAAAGAGGAUUUUACUGAAUAAACGUGAGCGUCUUCAGGACGAUUUGUAAAACGACACAAACAGAAACAUAAACAAAGCUCCACGUUUGUUCUGGAACUUUCACAUUUGAUUUUAUUUUCAUAUUGAAGCUGAUUUUCUGACUCGAUCCAUCAGUGAUGCGGAGAGAAGGUCCUCCUGUCCCGGGAGCAGCAGGUCCCCGUGUGGUGUCCAGAGGGACGAGGGGGACGCUCCAGCUGGGAUUAGUUUGGGAAUUUAACCUUUUAACUUUUUGGUUUCAGGGCCUCGGAAACAAACAAACAAACAAAAAAACUCUUACAAAUGUGAAGUUUGACUGUGUGACUUGUCCCGUGGAGGGUCUGUCACCUGCUUGUCUCCGUGGAAAUGUGUCUAGAAUGUUCCACAGUGUGACCAUGAACGUAAGAAUCUCCAUGGAGACUCACCAGCCAAAUGACAGGUCAGAUCUGUGGAGAGGCGACGCUGCUCACCGUGAAGAAUUAAACAAACGUAAAGACGCAGUGAGUCUGAGGAAUAAAUAAAACCUCAAGUUGAAUAAAUCCAAGACAGAGGAGUUUAAUGCCACACUCUGGAUUAUUUCAACCAACGCGUUACCAUCUCCACGGAGACGAACACAGUGUGGACCUUCUCCAGAAAAGUUACACAGUGCAGCUUUAAAUUGCACCGAGUCUCAUGAAUAAAUCUAAACCGCAAACCCAUUUUCUCCGUGGACAUUCACCCCGAUGGGACCAAGUUUGCCACAGGAGGACAAGGGGAGGAUUCUGGGAAGGUGAUGAUCUGGAACAUGGCUCCUGUCCUCAGAGAAGAAGACGAGAAGAAUGAGAGCGUCCCCAAGAUGCUCUGCCAGAUGGACAACCACCUGGCCUGUGUGAACUGUGUGCGCUGGUCGAAUAACGGGCUGUACCUGGCGUCUGGAGGAGACGACAAACUCGUGAUGGUCUGGAAGAGAGCGGCGUUCAUUGGGCCCAGCACAGUUUUCGGCUCCAGCUCCAAACUGGCAAAUGUGGAACAGUGGAGAUGUGUGACCAUCCUCCGCAACCAUACAGGAGAUGUGAUGGACGUGGCCUGGUCUCCUCAUGACGUGUGGUUGGCCUCCUGCAGCGUCGACAACACCAUCGUCAUCUGGAACGCACGAAAGUUCCCAGAGAUGGUGAGUGUGUUGCGGGGACACACGGGGCUGGUGAAGGGUCUGACCUGGGACCCCGUGGGGAAGUACGUGGCGUCUCAGGCGGACGACCACAGUCUGAAGGUCUGGAGAACCGUGGACUGGAACAUGGAAGCAAACAUUACCAAACCCUUUAACGAGUGCGGCGGGACGACUCACGUGCUCCGUCUGUCCUGGUCUCCGGACGGUCAGUACCUGGUCUCCGCUCACGCCAUGAACAACUCCGGCCCCACGGCUCAGAUCGUGGAGCGCGACGGCUGGAAGACCAACAUGGACUUCGUGGGUCACAGGAAAGCCGUGACCGUCGUGAAGUUUAACCCGAAGAUCUUUAAGAAGAAGCAGAAGAACGGGAGCGCCCCCAAACCCAGCUGCCCGUACUGCUGCUGCGCCGUCGGGAGUAAAGACCGAUCCCUCUCUGUGUGGCUGACGUCCCUGAAGCGCCCCCUGGUGGUCAUACACGACCUGUUCGAUAAAUCCAUCAUGGACAUCUCGUGGACGCUCAGUGGACUGGGGAUGCUCGUCUGCUCCAUGGACGGGACCGUGGCCUAUCUGGACUUUUCUCUGGAUGAGCUUGGGGACCCCCUGAGCGAGGACGAGAAGAACACGAUUCAUCAGAACAUCUACGGGAAGAGUCUGGCCAUCACCAACACGGAGGCUCAGCUCUCCACCACCAUCAUCGAGAACCCCGAGAUGUUAAAGUACCAACAGGAACGGAACCAGAACCAAGACCAGACCAGAACCCAGCCCGGGACUAACCAGAACUCUGCCCCCAAACUCAGCAGCGUCGUCAAUGGGGAGUCGCUCGAGGACAUACGCAAGAACCUCCUGAAGAAGCAGGUGGAGACGAGGACGGCGGACGGGAGGAGGAGAAUCACCCCUCUGUGCAUCGCUCAGCUGGACACAGGGGACUUCUCUCCGGCCUUGUUCAACAGCACUCCCAUCCUGCCGUCCGGUUCGUCUCUGUCCAACCAGAUGGGGGCGCCACUCGGCCCCGACGCCACCCAGGGCCCGGGCUCCGCUCUGGUGCUGCGGCCGGGACACGAGCCCCUGACGUCCCCUCCAGCCGGCACCAAGGACGGGGACAAGGACGGGGUGAAGGGGACUCUGCUGCUGACCUCUGCCUCAAAGAUCGAGCCGAUGAAGGCGCUGGACUCCAGGUUCACCGAGAGGUCAAGGGUCACGCCCGGGGUCACCAACGCCAUCACCUCCACCUCUGCCCUCACCCCUCUGGACAGACCGAAGGAGGCGCUGGUUCUGAAGGAGGUGAAGCCCAAAGACGAGUCGAGCAGCGACAGCGAUGACAAAAUGGCCGCCAUCAACAGGAACCUGGCCCUGAAGAGGAAGGUGGAGUCCGAGGGGGCGGAGGACCGCAGGAGGGUGGAGUCCGAGGGGGCGGAGGACCGCAGGAGGGCGGAGCUAGAGGCCGCCGAGGUCGUGGAGAAGAGGAAGAAGGGACGGCCGCGCAAAGACAAGAUGGCCCCCGCCGCCCAGAGCUUCACCCCUGUGCAGGUUCCUCCAGAGUCGAGUCGAGUCGUUCACGCUCCAGCUCAGGUCUGCAGACUCCCCACACCCAGCGCCCAGAAGAGCCUCAGCCUGCAGGUGAGCAUGGACCCGUGUGUGACGGUGGAGCUGGAGAACGAGGUCUCUGUGGUGUCCGGGUCCAGACUCAGUCAACUCCGAUGCUCCAGAGACGGAAGAGACUGGAACAGUCUGCUGCCGAGUUCAGUGCUGUGUGCAGCCGGAAGCAGUGAUGUCAUUGCGGUGGCUUGUGAGGACCGGACUCUGUCUCUCUUCUCGUCGUGUGGUCGUCGGUUGUUUCCUCCGUUGGCGUUGCCGUCUGCCGUCUCGGCGCUGCACUGCGCCGGCCGCUACGUGAUGGCCCUGAGCGCCGGCGCCACGCUCUCCGUCUGGGACGUGCUGAAGCCCAAGGCGCUGGUGAAGGACGCGUCUCUGCUCCCGCUGCUCUCAGGUGCAGACACGACGGUGACUCAGUCUCUGCUCACGCCUCAGGGCGUCCCCGUCGUCUCUCUGUCCAACGGAAAAUCCUUCUGCUUCAGCGUCGCCAUGGAGACGUGGACUCUGGUGGCGGACAAGUGUGACUCUCUGGUGCAGUGUGCAGACUUCAGGAGUUGUCUGCCGUCCCAUGAUGCAUCUGUUCUGUCUGGACCACUGACCACCAUGCAGGGACGCCACGUCAGCGCGGGGCGUCUCUCCUCUCGUCUGUCGUCUCUCUCUCUCCACCUGCAGCAGGGAGUCACUCUGUCGUUCCUGGAGUCUCAGCUCUCGUCGGCUUUGGCUCUUCAGUCGGCCCCUGAGUAUCGACACUGGCUCCUGGUUUACGCGCGCUUCCUCGUGCACGAAGGUUCUGAGUUCCGUCUGCGUGAGUUGUGCUCGGAGCUGCUGGGGCCCGUGCACAAAUCUGUGUCCUCCUCCUGGGAACCGUCCACUCUGGGUUUGAGGAAGAGGGAGCUUCUCUCUGAGGUUUUGCCGGUGAUCGGGGAAAACCUCCGAUUCCAGAGACUCUUCACAGAAUACCAGGACCAGCUGGAACUGCUCAGGAACAAAUGACCUACACCCACCUACACCCACCUACACCCACCUACACCCCCCUGAGCCCUGAGCCCUCCCACCUCUGCGCGCCUUUGCCCAGAACCACGUCUCCUGCAGAGGAGCCACCAACUGAAACUCCAAGCCUCCAAACGGAACUGAUGCUACAGAACAAACGAUCCACCCGUCCCCUCCCCCUCCACCUGCCCCCGUCACCUGUCCCCUCCCCCCUCCCUGCCUCCCGCCGCUUUCGUUUGGACUUUUGUAAAUCUGUAAAUAAAUGUAGAGUUUGAGCUUUUGCAGAAAUGAGCUGUAAAAACGAAACCGCAAAUUAAGUCAGGAAGUCUGGUUUCUCUCACAGGAAGUCCCGCCUCGCCCCCCCCCUCUCCUGAUUGGUCACGUUUAAAAGUGUUUCAGUUUAAACAGAAACAUCAGUGUGUUUGUUUUUUGUUUUUUUUCUGUGAGCGUCAGAGGAUUAAAAACCCGCAGGUUUGGAGCCGAGCGUUUUGUCCUUUCAGUCGUUUCAGUUUUAGAAUCUUUGGAUUUGGUCAAAGCCGCAAGAUUCUGUUUAAAACCACAAACAAGUUUCAACAUUUAAAAAUAAAAAACAAAACACUGGAAAAUGUUUAAUUCUGACUAAACCGGGACUAAACAGGAACUGAAUCAGGACUAAAACAGGACUGAACCAGGACUAAUCUAGGACUGAAACUGGGACUAAACCAGGGACUGAACCAGGACUGAAUCAAGGACUAAACUGGGACUAAACCAGGGACUAAACCGGAACUGAAUCAGGACUAAACCAGGACUAAAACCAGACUGAACCAGGGACUAAACCAGAACUAAAACAAGACUGUACCAUGACUAAUCUAGGACUCAGACCGGGACUGAAUCGGGACUGAAUCGGGACUAAACCAGGACUAAACCAGGACUAAACCAGGACUAAACCAGGACUGAAUCAGGACUAUACUGGGGACCAGACGGGGGACUAGACCGGGACUGAAACUGGGACUAAACCAGACUAAAGCCGGUGGUCCUGUUUGGUCCUGUUUGGUCCUGUUUGGUCCUGUUUCUGCGCUUGGACUGAAUUAGUCGUUUGUUUUCGCGUCUUGUGUUUGAGCCUCGACUUUUCUCACGUCGAUAACGUCACAUUUCACCUGUCGUCUCCUUGUGGGCGGGACUUCCUGUGCCUUUUUUUUAAACUUUACCCUUUUGAGCUCCGCGCUCUGACCCCUGACCCCCGACCCCCGGUGUACAGCUUUGCUCCUUUUGUUUGCUCCAUUUUAAAUGUUUGUACAAGUUUAUGAAUAUUUGAGUUUUUCUAUGAAGCAGCUGCAGAAUCUGUUAUUUUGGAAAGAAUUUGUGAAAAUAAUAAAAAGAGACGAAGGAAAC
This is a messenger RNA of Boleophthalmus pectinirostris (great blue-spotted mudskipper), 6302 nucleotides long. RefSeq names its product protein HIRA. Gene Ontology annotation, biological process: regulation of DNA-templated transcription; chromatin remodeling; DNA-templated transcription. Gene Ontology annotation, molecular function: nucleosome binding; protein binding. The record is from RefSeq and is a predicted model, not a curated record. Gene Ontology annotation, cellular component: nucleus; HIR complex. Bases 1974 to 4934 code for a protein of 986 amino acids. Lineage: Eukaryota; Metazoa; Chordata; Actinopteri; Gobiiformes; Gobiidae. The transcript has 24 exons.